Linderina pennispora is the source of this 795-nucleotide messenger RNA. RefSeq lists its product as uncharacterized. The coding region runs from base 103 to 666 and encodes 187 amino acids. Lineage: Eukaryota; Fungi; Kickxellomycota; Kickxellomycetes; Kickxellales; Kickxellaceae. The transcript has 2 exons. The record is from RefSeq and is a predicted model, not a curated record.
GCAUUUCCCAUUGCACAUAUUUCCUGCAUUGCACCCAAACUCUUCAAUGACUAAACGUGUAGUGAAGUGCAAAACCGACGGCGCUAGCCAGCAGGAUAUUUCAUGGAUAUUCCCAGCAAAAGGAUGGCCAGAUCAAUCAAGGACCCACACAGCCAGUAUGCACUGAUAUCUCUGAGCCUAGACCCAAACAAGGGAAAUGCCCAUCCCAGUUCUGGGACAGUGUCUAAAUCUAUGAAUUUCACCUUGAUAUUCCGGACUUGGUUAAUAUCGCGAAACUGUGCAAUGGGAAGACACUGGAUAUUGCCGCAGCAAGUAGUGAUGAUGCUACCGAUGCGAUCGAGGCUGCUAUCACUGACAGCAAUUCUAGAGGCAAAAAUGCUCACGAGUAAGCCACGUAGAAUCUUGAUGACAAAUGGCCAGAGCAUAACAUGGAGCCAAUGUUUGGAGCUAUCAGCUACUGGCGACUGCAAGUCCAAUGAUCGAAAUGAGGCGAAGCAUCUGGAGCAUACUCGCGACACAUUCGGUGGCAAGAGCUUGGAAUUCUCCUAUGUAUAUUCUGCUGUGUGUGGUGAUGGCAUGAUCCAUAUUGGCGAGAGGUCUACAAUCGACAGCAGAGACAAGAUCUUGAGCGCACCCACGGACGAAUUGCGAUCAGAUGUAUAUUGAUAAGAAUGAGUCGAUGCUUCCCUUGUUGUCUACACCGCUGAUUGUGCCAGAAGCCUGUCGGUAAACUCCUGUGGAGUCCAAAAAGCGAAGUCAAGUUGAUCUGCGUGCUAUACGACGCAAUAAAAUGCC